Messenger RNA from Suricata suricatta (meerkat), 2805 nucleotides. RefSeq names its product ribosome-releasing factor 2, mitochondrial-like. The record is from RefSeq and is a predicted model, not a curated record. The transcript has 4 exons. Gene Ontology annotation, biological process: mitochondrial translation; ribosome disassembly. Gene Ontology annotation, molecular function: GTPase activity; GTP binding. NCBI's taxonomy places the organism in Eukaryota, Metazoa, Chordata, Mammalia, Carnivora, Herpestidae. The coding region runs from base 557 to 1060 and encodes 167 amino acids. Gene Ontology annotation, cellular component: mitochondrion.
UUGAUUUAAUGUGGGUCUAACCCCUUUAAAGAAGUUGUAAUUCAUAUAUAUGUUCUUAAUUUCUGUGCACGUCCUCUAUUAGACUAUCAAGGUUAAAUCAGAAGUAUGUUUAAUUCAUUUAUUCAAGAAAUAUUUUUAAACACCUGCUUAUUUUAAGUGCUUGUGUAGUUCCUGGGGAUUUAGCAGUGUUUUUAUGGGACUUAGUAUAAUGCUCAUAUGCAUUUUAUAUUCUAGUGGAUAAGGAGACAGACAAUAAACCAUUAAAUAUAUAUCCAACAUGCCAAAUAGUGAUUACUAUUAUAAAGAAAAAUAUAGAAGAAUAAGGCCAUAAAGAAUGGUGGAAGUGCGCUGAGUAGUUCUGCUUUACGUGGCCGGCAAGGGCAGCUCCUUCGGAGAUGAAGCCCAUCUGCUGCACACAGAAGACAGUGCUGCUGUCCCUGUUUUAUAGCUACACACGGCGAUACACAGAGUAACAGUGGCUCGGACAGCAGUGCCUGUGCUUUGCGGAAGUGCCCUGAAGAACAAAGGUGUCCAGCCCUUGUUAGAUGCUGUUACCAUGUACCUGCCUUCACCUGAAGAGCGCAGCUACGAAUUUCUGCCAUGGUAUAAGGGUGACUUAUGUGCUCUGGCGUUUAAAGUUCUUCAUGACAAGCAGCGAGGACCACUGGUGUUUAUGCGCAUUUACUCAGGCAUGAUAAAACCCCAGCUGGCCAUCUAUAAUAUUAAUGGAAACUGCACGGAGAGAAUAAGUCGUCUUCUUUUGCCAUUUGCUGACCACCAUAUAGAAAUCCCUUCACUGACUGCUGGUAACAUUGCUUUGACUGUUGGCCUUAAACACACCGCCACUGGAGACACCAUUGCCUCAUCCAGGUCCAGCGCCUUAGCUGCAGCUCGUCGCGCCGAAACAGGAGGAGAAAAAAAGCGUAGACAGAACAGUGAAACCGAGAGACUUUUAUUGGCUGGGGUAGAGAUUCCAGAACCUGUUUUCUUCUGUACCAUAGAACCCCCGUCGAUGGCUAAGCAGCCAGGUACAAAUAAUUUUGUUGUAUCAAUUAAUUAGUAAUUAGCUACAUUUAGUAAUUUAGAUACAGAUAGUUGUCUUAGACCCUCAAAAGAUUUCUCACAUGAAUGAGUUCAGUUUUAUCAGAAGUCAUGGGUAUUACUUGAGAUUAGUCUUGUUUUCUUUUUAAUAAGAUGUUUUGAUUUUUACAAGCUCCUUUUAUUUGUUCUUUUCCUACAUGUUGGCCAUUUUUUUGCAUAUCAUCUUCCUUGCUCUUGUUCUUGUGGUGCUGUCUGUGGCAUCCAAAGUAACUGGCGAAAGGACCGCCCUUCCAGUCAUAACAGAUGAAAGUUACCAGUUCAGAACGAGUCAUUUUCUCAUCACCAUUUACAAAAUGCUCCUUUUCCUUGUUUUUUGGCUCAACCUCCAGAACUCAGGGAAGAUAUUUAUAUACUAUGGUUAAUGUUUGACCUUUCUGGGUGUUGUGUACUCGUGCUUUAGCCUGCUUACGUUCUCAGUGGCUUCUCAUCACUUACAUAUAGCACAAACCCAAACUCCUUCAUGUGGUGUAUAAACCUCAUGAUUUCAGCUUUAUCAUUUCCAGUUGCUUUAAUGACAAAAGUUAAUUUCUCUCCCCUGUAAAAUAUGCCUUGGGUUGGUAGCCCAGGGUUAGAGGGUGGGCUCUGCACUGUCAUCAGGGCUCCAGUUUUCUGCCCUGCCUCUCUGAGUGUGUAGCUCCUGUCCUUAGUUAUCGCAGGACGGCUGCGAGCGCCUCUGGCAUCAUGGUGCAGUGCCCGGCAGAGACCUGGAGUAAGGAGGGAAAAGAUGUGUCCUGUUCCCCUUUAAGAGUUCUCCUAUGUCAUGGGCUCUCACUUAGACCUCUGGCCGCUCCGUUGCAAGGAGUCUGGUAAAUGCAGUCUCCUAGCCAGGCAGCAGCAGAAUAGAGAGGGAGACCACUAGCAGUCGCUGACCCCAGCCUUCUUGCCUGGCCUCGUUUUUUUGAAACUUGCUCCUUCAUUCUGAGCCCUCUUCUUUGACCAAACAAAAAUAAAACAGUAAUUACUCACACCUUACAGUUCUAUAAUAAACUAGUUCUAGUUUUCUGAAGAUACUAUGUCCUUUCUGUAUUGCUGUUUCCUUUCAUUUGUUCUGUCUUGCAUUAUAAUGGUACAGUCCAGUUUGUCUACCUAGAAAAAAUUUACUCUUUUGUUAGAAAAUCUCUCAAGCAUCACUUCUUUUCGAGGCCCUCACUGAAUUCCUAUAUUAGGUUGUUGAAGGACAAACCUAGUUAUAGAGGUGGCAUUAGAAGUCAUUUUUUCCCCCUUAAAAACAUGUUGGACUCACAGAUGAUGAAAAAACAAAAGCACCCAUUUACUGCCUCCCAUGUCGUCUUGAGUACCAAGGGGGGAAAGAAACAGGAAGCUCCCUAGCCAAGUAGGGGUUCCAGUUCCUCACUGGUCUAGCUGGCGUUCACACGAAAGAAGUCUGAGUACUGGUUUAAGACAGCGCCCAGAUACCGAAGGAGACUCGGUCUGUCCUUGUCUGGUUGGUACAGGGUCAGUAAUUAAAACAGUAUAGCAGCAAGUUUCUUGUCACAUUAAAGUGCCCUGAGGCCAACUAACGGUGUAGUCAUGACCCCAAGGAAGGAGGAUCAGGUACUGUGAAUCUGGCUGCCCAAAUUGAUGUGAAUAAAGGUGACCAAAGUAGUUAUAGGGGUAGCCAAGCACUUGAGAGCAGCGGCUGCCCAAACAAAGUAAUCUGAGUUUUAAAAAAUAUAUUUGAGGGGCACCUGGGUGGCUUCAGUU